AUCGAUCUCUUUAAGAUUUCUGUGCUUCUCUUUCAGUUUAAGAUGGAUAAUAUCGAUAUUCCAUCUUAUUUUCUAUGCCCAAUCUCUCUGGAAAUCAUGAGAGAUCCUGUGACUGUGUGUUCUGGAAUGACUUACGAGAGAGAGUCCAUAGAGAGAUGGAUAUUCACCAGCAAGAACAGUUCUUGCCCUGUCACGAGACAACCCUUAUCUGAUUCAGAUCUGACUCCAAACCAUACUCUCCGGCGAUUAAUCCAAGCAUGGUGUACUCUCAAUUCUUCCAACGGUAUCGAACGAUUCCCCACUCCAAAGCCACCCGUCGACAAAGCUCAAAUCGUCAAGCUUCUCAACGAUGGUAAAGCACAACAACACCAGAUGAGUUGUCUCCGAAAUCUCAAAUCCAUCGCCAAUGAAAGCAAAAGGAAUCGGAGAUGUUUGGAAUCUGCAGGAGUAGUUGAGUUCUUGGCUUCAAUCGUAAGCUCUACGAACUUAGAAGACGACGAAGAUACGAGUGGUAGAGCGAUUGAUGAAGCGCUUAACCUUCUUUAUCAUCUCCAGAUCUCAGAGACUGGGAUCAAGAAACUCAUCAACAGAAAUAGUGGCGAAUUCAUCCAAACCCUAAUGCGGGUUUUGCAAAAUGGGACCUACCGGUCUCGUGCUUAUGCUGUAUUGCUUCUGAAAUUCAUGUUCGAGUUUGCCGAUCCAAUCUAUUUGAUGAGCUUGCGAGUGGAACAAUUUGUGGAGAUCGUGAACGUGUUGCGUGAUCAGAUCUCACAGCAUGCGACCAUGGCUGCAUUACAGAUCAUGGUGGAGAUCUGUCCAUGGGGUCGAAACAAGAUUAAAGCAGUAGAAGCAGGUGCGGUUUCGGUACUUAUAGAGAUGCUUAUUGAGACAACAGAUCAGAGAAGGGUUUGUGAGAUGGUUUUAGUGGUGUUGGAUCAUUUGUGUAGAUGUGCAGAAGGGAGAGCUGAACUGUUCAGGCACGGAGCUGGAAUUGCUGUUGUGUCUAAGAAGAUACUUAGGGUUUCACAUGUGGCGAGUGAAAGGGGAGUGAGGAUACUGUCUUCGAUCUCGAAAUUCUCUGCGACUUCAAAUGUUCUUCAGGAGAUGUUGCAGGUUGGGGUUGUUACCAAGUUGUAUUUGGUGCUUCAAGUGGAUUGUAGUCUUAAAACCAAGGAGAAGGCCAAGGAGAUGCUCAGGUUGCAUUCUAGGGUUUGGAAGAACUCAUCUUGUAUCCCUGUCCACUUACUCUCUUGUUAUCCAUCUUAAGAUAUCCAUAA
Molecule: messenger RNA, 1277 nt
Organism: Telopea speciosissima
Lineage: Eukaryota; Viridiplantae; Streptophyta; Magnoliopsida; Proteales; Proteaceae
Product: E3 ubiquitin-protein ligase PUB23-like
Exons: 1
Coding region: 43-1266 (407 amino acids)
Biological process (GO): protein ubiquitination
Molecular function (GO): ubiquitin protein ligase activity
Source: RefSeq, a predicted model, not a curated record